This is a messenger RNA of Cadophora gregata, 2066 nucleotides long. RefSeq lists its product as uncharacterized. Gene Ontology annotation, cellular component: fungal-type vacuole membrane. The coding region runs from base 652 to 2025 and encodes 457 amino acids. NCBI's taxonomy places the organism in Eukaryota, Fungi, Ascomycota, Leotiomycetes, Helotiales, Ploettnerulaceae. The record is from RefSeq and is a predicted model, not a curated record. The transcript has 2 exons.
CCUCAAAAAUAUCUGCAAUCAAUCAAACAAUGUUCUGUUCUUCGCCUUGACUGUCUCCCAUACUGUCCUGCUUGAGCUGUUCGCUCUUGCCAUCGUAUCCUUCCCUCCCAUUCCUCUCCUCCUUCCAGUUAUUGCUCUCCUUCCUUCCCAUCAAGCUUUCAACAAGCUCGCCACACCGUCUCCUGACUUGACACGCCCUCCUCAUCCCCAAAAUCCUAUAACAUAUUCCAGUGCCUCCAUAUUCGUACCCAUCCCUAUAACAUAAUCCCCAUAGCAUGUCUUUAGCCCAGCAUGUCUCCGCCAUCGAAGGUGUCGACAGACAAGAACUUGAAAUCGAGCCCUCCCACGUCGUGAGGAGAGUGCUGAGCUAUGGUGCAUUCCCCCCUCCCGUCGAAGAACAGGCGGAUCAUAUCCCAGCCUAUGUCAUUUCGACGCGGAAGAGAAUCAUUCAAGUUGUUAUUACAGUUUUGGUUUGUUGGUUAGCGUCUGGCAUUGUAUUUGGUUUUGCUGCAUUGAAGCCGGUUUUGAUUUCGGAAGGCGUGUAUCGGGAAUUGUGUACUGCCGAGGAGUUGGAUCAGGAUGUUGAACUUUGCGUGGAGCAGGAUAUUCGGUUAGUUGUUCCAAUCAUCCCUUCUGGGACAUCUGACUGACAUGAACAACAGUCUGAACUUCUUCUUUACACUUGCUUCUAUCACAAGUAAUGUGUCCGCCCUUCCGGUUGGAGCAAUCCUGGAUCGAUUCGGUCCUCGAGUCUGCGGAAUCUUAGCCAGCAUCUUCCUCGCCGUCGGUACAGUCUUAAUGUCCUACGCUUUCAGCAUCCCGGAAUUCGACGGCUACCUGAUGGCAAACUUUUUCCUCGCCCUCGGCGGAACAUUCAUAUUCAUCCCAUCCUUCCAGAUGGCCAAUGCAUUCCCCAAAUACUCCGGGACGAUCGUCGCUCUCAUCACAGGCUCAUUCGAUGCCUCAGCAGCAGUCUUCCUCUUCUACCGCAUGGCAUACACAGGCACGAACCAGACUUUCACUCCAGAUAGAUUUUUCCUGUACUAUACCGCCGUUCCAGUUCUCAUAUUAAUUUCUCAACUUACUGUCAUGUCAUCAAAAUCCUACGACACCGUCCCUCAACUCGAGCAAAAGAUCGAGAUCGCACACGAUGCAGGACAAGACAUCCACUCAUCCGACGACGAAAUAUCCAGCGACGACGAGGUCAACCGUAUUCGCCGAGAAAGAUCCGGGAAACGAAAGAACAAGAUCCGGCAACUGGACCGCCUCCUCGGAAGCGAGGACGAGCGUCGCGAGAGAGCGGAUCGUGAAGAGGAUCGUUUGGUAAAAAGUGCAGUCUGGGGAGCUCUGCAUGGACUGCCUGCACAUCAGCAGAUGUUGACACCGUGGUUCAUCCUCAUUACUUUGCUUACGGUGUUGCAAAUGUUGCGUAUGAAUUACUUCAUUGCUACGAUUCGCUCGCAGUACGAGUACAUGCUUGGGUCAGAAGAGUUGGCGAUGAACAUCAACCAUUUCUUUGAUAUUGCUCUCCCGGUUGGAGGAGUAGUCUGUACGCCUGUCAUUGGGAUGUUCCUCGAUAAUCUGAGCGUGCCUAUGGCUUUAUCUGUUAUCGUCAGCUUGAGCACUGCCAUCGGAAUCUUGAACUCCCUACCUUUCCUCUGGGCAGCCAACAUGACAGUCAUCCUCUUCGUGAUCCUCAGACCACUCUACUACUCCGCCAUGUCCGACUACGCCACCAAAGUCUUCGGCUUCAAAACCUUCGGCCAAGUCUACGGCACUAUCAUCUGCCUCUCGGGACUCGUCAACCUCUCCCAAUACGGCAUCGACGCUCUCACUCUCGAAAAAUUCCACGGCGAUCCCACGCCCGUGAAUAUCGUUCUUGCUGCGUUCGGGUUCGUGGUUGGUGUUGUGCUGGUGGGGUUUGUGAGGGUGAAGGUUAAAGUUGUUGGUGUGAGGGAGUUUGGGGAGUUUCUGGAUCCGGAGAGGAUGCCGUUGAUUAUGCCGGUUGUUGUGGAGGAGGAGUGAGGUUGUGGGAGAGGAGGGAAGAAGAAGAAAUGGGGAACGGG